UGAGAAACUGGUGCUCAUGGUUCGUAGUUGAAUUUCCAAGAAAGCCUAUUAAUCCUAAAAACAUGGAAUCGUUUGUGGACGAUCUUAAGAAGGAAGUUCAAUGUUCUUUGUGUAAUGAUACAUUUACAGAACCCAAGAUCUUGCCUUGUUUCCAUACAUUUUGUAAACCUUGUGUGAAAAGACACGCCGACCUGAUAGACGAAGUCAACGUCUUCAAGUGUCCUCGAUGCAAAUUAACAACUUCUUUACCAGAACCAAGCAGCGUCGAAGAUCUACAGCCUAGUCUACUUCAUACAAGAAUCUUGAAGGGUCUGGCGUUGGUAGAAGGAGAAAAGAUUUGUUCUGUUUCUGAGAGCCAUUCUACAGCAUCUUGGUAUUGUUUUGAUUGUGAUCGCUCGAUGUGCGAGGAAUGCAAGAAAUACCAUUCAGAGUUUACCAAAGAUCACAAGGUCGUUCGUCUGGCUGAUUUGGAGCAAGAAGAUAUUGGGUUCAUAAUAACAAGAGAAAAUCCUUGUAAAAGUCACCCUCAUCACAGGCUAGAGUUGUUCUGUGAAGACUGUGAUGACAUGAUUUGCAGGACAUGCUUGAUACACGAUCACAAAGAUCAUAAGACAAUGUUAUUAGAUGAAUUAGCUUCAAGAAAGAAGACCGUGUUGUCAAAAUAUCUGAAGGCGAUAGAGAAUUUAAUGUUGAAUGACAAAGAAAAGCAAGAACAGGAAGAGAUUGCUUACAAUAUAAAACAACAAGGAGAUAAAGCUUUGAAACAAAUUCAAGAGAAAACAAAGGAAAUGAUCGAUACUCUUCGAGAAAAAGAAAGAGAGUUGAUAAAGCAAGUCGUCGAGAGCUCGGAAAAAGCCGAAAGAAACUUGAACAUAAUCCAUCACAUGCCAGCCGUUAAGGAAUACAUCAAUAGGAUAAUGGAAAGAGGGCUGGCAAGUGAAAUGAUUAAUUAUAUUCAAGAGACACAAUGCUCAGAGGAUUAUAUCUUAAAUCCUAUUUCACGAUACUCGAGAAUUGUCUUUGUUCCAAACGAAAAGUUAAUGGAAGAAGUAUAURCAGGGUUGGGAGAAAUACAGUCUUAUUCUGAAACAGACCACACGAUGAGCUUUAUUCAAGUGGAGUAUAAGCCGGCAGUAGCUUUAAGACGAGGAAAGCUAAAAUUGAUAAGUAGAUCAUGUAUAGGAGAAAUCAUUUCUGAUCCAUUGGAUGUUAUAGACGUUCAAAUCAAGCCUGAAGAAAAUGUGAAARUAGAAAAGAAAUAUGUGAGAACUGAUGGUAAAGUAGAAGUUGAAUUCAUGGCUAGAGUAGCUGGUCAGUUGACAGCAGAGGUUCAAGUGAAUGAGAAUCAUGUAUCUAACAGUCCACUAGUGGUGAAUGUCAAACCACAAGAGAUCAACGUAAGAAUGAAGUUAAACUUGGAAGGCCCAACUGAUACACAACCUAAACUAUUGAAUGGGAUAGCAGUGAAUAGAAAAAACAGUAGAGUGGCUGUUGCAUAUGAGUCUGCCCACUGUGUGCAUGUAUUCACCACUGAUGGAGAUCUUUUACUGACGUAUGGUAGUCGAGGUAGUGCACAGGGACAGUUGUCUAAUCCUGAAGGUUUAGCAUUUCUGAAUGAUACAGAUUUAGUCAUAUCAGACAAUGGUAAUCAUAGAAUAUGUAUAGUGAACACUACAACAGGGACAUUGGUAAAAACCUUUGGUAACCAUGGUAACGGGGAUGGAGAGUUUCGUUAUCCAUAUGGAGUCCACGUUGAUAACGAUGGUAACAUCAUUGUGUGUGAUCGUAAUAAUCAUCGCGUUCAAGUUUUCACAAGAGACGGUGACUAUCAAUAUCAGUUUGGUUUGACAGAUGAUGACAUUUUUACUCCAAUCAGUACAGUUUCCCAUGGUGAACGGUUUUACGUCAGUGAUACGGUUCGUCAUGUUAUUCAUGUAUUUGAGAAGAAAGGUAACAUAAUGACUGGAAUAUCGACGAUCGGUGGCGAAGGCAGUGCAGAUAGCCAGCUAAAAAGACCAUGGGGGCUGGCUAUUGAUAAAGACCAUCUUCUGCUUGUCUGUGAUCAUGAAAACAAUCGCAUUCAAAAAUUCACAUUGGAUGGUCGUUUAGUUGGCAAGACCUGUAAUGAAGUCGAUCAUCCUGCCUAUAUAAYGGUUAUGAAUGAUGGCCAAUUAUUACUCACUUCAUACAUUAAUGGAGUAUACAUGUCUUUCGUGGAUCGUGGAGUAAAUAGAUAAUCUCUCUCAACCACGGACUCGUCAUCUUGUUUUCACGAUUCUCACUGUUUAGUUUAAAAAUUUCUGAUUGGUUGGGGGAAAAUGCCUGUAAAAUUAUAUAGCCGGUCUACAUAGCAUGAUAUUUCAGGAUCUCUUUAAUCAACUACUGGUAACUUUUAAGUUUUAAUGUUAAAACAUUAACUUUCUUAAAAAGCAUAUUUACACCCACAUAGUAACAUAUACACACAGCAUCUGUAAAAUACUUGCUGGUCCAAAGAACUUAACUACUGGUAAUUUUUAAGUCUUAAUGUUAAGAGGAAAUUUUUUUUCAAUAACGAGCAAUAAUGGCAAAAAGCGCAAAA
Messenger RNA from Actinia tenebrosa (Australian red waratah sea anemone), 2578 nucleotides. RefSeq names its product E3 ubiquitin-protein ligase TRIM45-like. The record is from RefSeq and is a predicted model, not a curated record. Lineage: Eukaryota; Metazoa; Cnidaria; Anthozoa; Actiniaria; Actiniidae. Gene Ontology annotation, molecular function: protein binding; zinc ion binding.